AUGGCGUGUGCAUGGGAUUUCCAGUUCCGUGUGCUACUGCUUGGGGAUUCUGGCGUUGGAAAAACCUCUUUGCUGCGCUGGUACACAGAUGGAGAGUUCUCAAGCAGCACAGGGCAAACCGUAGGAGUGGAUUUCUGCUCUCGGGUAGAAGAGCCAGAGGACGGUGUUAAAGUCCGACUACAGUUCUGGGACACUGCAGGCCAAGAGCGAUAUCGGGCAGUAACACGGUCCUAUUACAGGAACGCAUCUGCUGUUAUUCUCCUCUUCGACCUUACUGCGCGUCCAUCUUUUGAUAAUAUCUUGAACUGGUACCAGGAAGUAAUAGAGAGAACGAGACCUGAGCCCCUAAUUUAUUUGUUACUGGGAACUAAAAGUGACUUACGGGCCCAGCGCACGGUUACAAGAGAGGAGGGUCAGACGCUGGCAGAUACCCUUAAAGCUCCAUACCUAGAGACAUCUGCACGGACGGGUAGCAACAUCACAGCUGCACUCUCUCUUCUGUGCAGAGAGCUGCUCAAAAUGGCCCGGCAAGAGAAAACACAAGGGGAGCGCUGGAAAGGUAGAUGUACUACUGUACCGGAGGCUCAGCACACGCAGAAGAGGACAUGUGCCUGCUAA
This is a messenger RNA of Spea bombifrons (plains spadefoot toad), 618 nucleotides long. Its product is annotated as ras-related protein Rab-39B-like. The coding region runs from base 1 to 618 and encodes 205 amino acids. The record is from RefSeq and is a predicted model, not a curated record. Gene Ontology annotation, molecular function: GTPase activity; GTP binding. Lineage: Eukaryota; Metazoa; Chordata; Amphibia; Anura; Pelobatidae. The transcript is spliced from 2 exons.